AUGCCCGUUAAAAUGGCUUCUAACAAGAAGGUUUCUGUUUACCCUCGGCCCUUUACACCUCACUGUAGAUGCUAUCGAGUGAACCACCAGUUUGUCUUCUUCCAUUUGGUAACAUCGGUCUCGUUCGCAAUCCAAGCCAACUUGGACAGUAGGACACAAUUUUCCCACUGCUACGCCCCUGCCGUUAGCCUAACCCGUAUCUUUCUGAUAUUCAUGUGGUCUCUCUUGAGGAGUCGUUUCUUAUACAGAAACCAACUUGACGACGCUAACGACCAGCCUUCGCAUCCUAGUCUCGUCUGUUGGCAUCAUGUCUUAUCUGCUCCGGUCCGGUCCGGUCCUCUUUACUGUACACGAGAACUGCUGACAGUGACUUUCGGUACCACUUCUGGCCUCGAAAAUCUAGCUCUACUGGGGCGAACCAGAUGGGAGACAGGGAUUGCAGACACCGAGGAAGCCUCUAUUCCCCUUCUUCCUUCUGCUCCAAGUCUCGGAGCUGAACUAGCGAGCACUGGGCAAACUGAGGUGCUGCGGUGGACCCAUGAUGCGGGGCUGCUCCAUCCUUGUCGUCCCAUUCGUCUACUUCACACACAUAUCACCUGCAUAGCCUGCCUGGAUCACUUGGGCGGAAGGAAGCAGCUGACGAUUUUAUUUAGCCACCAUCUCGUUUGUCAAUGA
Molecule: messenger RNA, 675 nt
Organism: Protopolystoma xenopodis
Lineage: Eukaryota; Metazoa; Platyhelminthes; Monogenea; Polystomatidea; Polystomatidae
Source: the annotation of a GenBank genome assembly